AUCUUGACUCGGUAAUCCAGGCUGAUGGGGAGUUAGACGGGGAUGUUGGACAUCAUGUUGGAGUGGCUUGGGCCAAAUGGCAGUUGGCUUGAGGGGUGUUGUGUGAUCUGAAGAUUUCGCCCAGGAUGAAAGGUAAGUUCUACCGAUCCGUAGUCAGGCCUGUUAUGUUAUAUGAGGCAGAGUGUUGGGCGGUUAAGAAGACUCAUGUGCCUCGUCUGCAUGCGGCGGAGAUGCGGAUGUUACGAUGGAUGAGUGGGAAGACAAGUUGGGAUAGGAUUUCGAACGAAGUUAUCCGACGUCAGGUAGGCAUGGCGCCGGAGGAAGAUACGUUGCGAGAUGCGAGGUUGAGAUGGUUUGGUCAUGUGAGACGGCGGGAUGUUGACGCCCCUGUACGGAGAUGCGAGAGGAUUACGGUUAUCAGGGGAAGUAGGGGAAGGGGUAGACCUAGGAAGAAUUAGAAGGAGGUGAUUAGGCAGGAUUUAGAACUUUUCACCAUGACUGAGGAUAUGGCUUUAGAUAGAAACCUUUGGAGAACUAGGAUUCGAGUAGUUGGAUAGGAGCUCGGUGCUGCAGAAGUUUUUUUGUAGUGUGUUGUGUUUGCUUGGAAUAUUUUUCUAUUGCUUGCAGGACUUUAAUUUCAUUGUACUUAGUGCUUUAUCCGUGUUAUACUGUGUUCCCUACCAUAUUUUUUGUGCAGAUAUUUUUUGUGCAGGUUGAGCCGGGGGUCUCUUGGAAACAGCCUCCCUACCUCCGAGUAGGGGCAAGGUCUGCGUACACACCCUCCCUAGACCCUACUGUAGUGGGACUCAACUGAGUUGUUGUUGUUGUUGAUAAAUGAAUUAGACUACCUGGAAGGACU
Cuscuta campestris is the source of this 859-nucleotide messenger RNA. NCBI's taxonomy places the organism in Eukaryota, Viridiplantae, Streptophyta, Magnoliopsida, Solanales, Convolvulaceae. The record is from the annotation of a GenBank genome assembly.